Molecule: messenger RNA, 2501 nt
Organism: Danio aesculapii
Lineage: Eukaryota; Metazoa; Chordata; Actinopteri; Cypriniformes; Danionidae
Gene: hsh2d
Product: hematopoietic SH2 domain containing
Exons: 6
Coding region: 297-1394 (365 amino acids)
Cellular component (GO): cytoplasm
Source: RefSeq, a predicted model, not a curated record
GACUUUGGCCAGACCUUUCAGGAAGGUGAAAGUAACGUAAAUACUAUUCAUUUUAUGAACUUACGUCAGCUUUUCCCGCGAACAAAUCAACUUUCAACGUUUGUAAACUGGAUAUAUGUUUUCAACUGAAACCGAAGAAUGAUUUGGAGAACAUUGCUGUUGUUAUUUAUAGUUUAAAUGUAUGUGUCGAUUACUUUGUUUAAACCACACCCAUACAACAGUUUUUAACAGGUGAGGUCACGUCAGCUGCUGUCACAAAACCGUGUAUUGUACAUCGACAGGACACUCUGGAUGUCAUGGCCGUUCCUUUGCCAAAUGACAGCAGUAAUGCAGCAUUUAGCUGGUUUACAGAAUACCAGCGCAGCUGCAUUUUGGAGAAUGGAGUUGUUCCAGAAUGGUUUCAUGGCAUAAUAUCCAGAAAAGCUGCAGAGGAAAUGCUGAUGUGCAAACCGCCUGGUUACUUCCUCAUUCGUGUUAGCGAAAGCAGAGUGGGUUAUACAUUAUCUUAUCGAGCUGAAGAUCGAUGCCGACACUUUAUGAUCAACGUAUUGCCAGAUAACCAGUUUAUUAUAGUGGGAGAAAAGACGGUCUAUUGUUCCCUUCAUGACUUGGUGGCUUUCCAUCGCAGAUGCCCCAUUCUCCCCUACAAUGAAUUACUCACUGUGGCCUGUGAACAGGGUGGCAAAACCAACUAUGUUGAGCUGUUAUUUCCUCAAAAGAAAGACUUAAGCCAUAGACAGGUUGAAUGGAUAAGUUCUUCAACAGAAGCAAAUACACUUCAAUCAAAUAUCUCUGAAGAAAACCAGACGUCGCAGCUUCAAAACAAUUCUACAAGUCAUCCUGCGAGACUAUAUCCCAGCUUGGAGACAGAAGUGAGCGCUUUGAAUAUACACAGCAUGGAUCAGCCAACAAAGCCAGUUCCAAAGCCUAGAACCGUAUUUGCUUCUAAAACUCCAACUGAAGAAACACCACCACAGUUACCGCCUAGAAUGCGCUUGCCAAGCCGCUUACAAACAACCACAGAGGACAGAUCGCAAGGGUUGAUGCCAGUAAACCCUGACAGACAGCAAAUCACACCAAACACACCCAGUGAAGGCCGUACCCAACAGAAAAGCCAGCAACAGAAACCUGUGGUCCUGAGCCUGGUGCACAUCAAGAAAAAGCUGAAAAAGAAGCGCUCUGAAGAUCACACAUAUGAGGAGAUCGCUGGCGGUUUGUUUCAGAAAGAUGCCACUUCUGUUUUGGAGAACAGUAACACUAACGUUGAAGGACUAGUGGAAAAUGACUAUCAGGAGUUAGCUGUACAUCCGAUAACUGAUGGUAUUCCCAAAUCCAGUGAUGGAAUCUUACCAUCAGAGUACCGACAUCCACCGCCUUUUGCACCUGGUUACUAGAUAAAAACACAAACAAUGCCUUUUAUUGUUCUUUGUUGGGUUGUUAUUUUUAAACACGCUGCAUUUCAAUUUUGUUUAACGUGUCACCUGGAAAAACCUGUCUGGCAUGGUUAAAAAUCAUCAUAUAAUAGGAACAGUAUGUGCCUACGGGCAUGAAUUUGAAUACUUUUAACUUCCUAAAAUUAAGCAUUUUAUAUUUUGGGAGAUUUUAAAAUACUCUGUAAAUAUUUGCUUUGUAUUGCAGUUGACCAAAAAUUGUACAGAUAAUCUAAAAGAGAUAAGGAUUUCCUCCAUGUAUCCUAGAUUGUGAUAGUUUUAUGGUUUAUGAUGGUUCAGCGGGUUUUCCAUUUAUAGGUCUUCCGUGUGCUCUUUACAUGCUGGGCUGUUUCAACUUAAGUAAAAUAUGGACCAGCUCACCCACUGGGUUAAAAAUUGUAUCCAAAUUUGUGAUGAAACAUUCAUUCAUUUAUUUUCUUUCGGCUGAGUCCCUUUAGUAAUCCGGGGUCACCACAGCGGAAUGAACGGCCAACUUAUCCAGCACGUUUCACGCAUCAGAUGCCCUUCCAGCCGCAACCCAUUUCUGGGAAACAUCCAUACACACUCAUUCACGCACAUACAAUGUAGCCUACUCAAUUCACCUGUACCGCAUGUCUUUGGACUGUGGGGGAAACCAGAGCACCUGGAGGAAACCCACGCGAGCACAGCGAGAACAUGCAAACUCCACACAGAAACACCAACUGACCCAGCCGAUGUUCGAAUCAGCGACCUCCUUGCUGUGAGGCGACUGCACUACCUACUGCGCCACUGCGUCGCCUGUGUUGUAACAGUCUAGAAUAUUCAGACUGUAAGUCUUGGCUGGUAACAAGUGGCAAGAAGAUAUCUCCACACCAGUACACCAUCUCCUUAAUCUAUGAUACAGGGCAAAAUGGAUCCAUGCUUUCAUGCCAAAUCAAGACUCAUUACAGGUGACCCUAUUCCAAUCUUCUAUUGUCCAGUUUUGGUGAUAACAUGUGAAUUGUAAGCCUCAGUUUGUGUUUUUCUGCUGCUGUAGCUCAUCUGCUUCAAUGUUUGAUGAAUUGUGUGUCCAUAAAUGCUCUUCAUUUGUAA